Messenger RNA from Lutzomyia longipalpis, 629 nucleotides. RefSeq names its product barrier-to-autointegration factor (gene baf). NCBI's taxonomy places the organism in Eukaryota, Metazoa, Arthropoda, Insecta, Diptera, Psychodidae. Gene Ontology annotation, molecular function: DNA binding. The record is from RefSeq and is a predicted model, not a curated record. The transcript is spliced from 2 exons. The coding region runs from base 149 to 421 and encodes 90 amino acids.
UAAGAAAAUUGUUUAAAGGGUAGUCAGUUUCGCUUCCAGCAGCAAAUAACAAAAACGGCAAAAACUCCCGGAAAUUCUGCAUCUCAAGAGUUACAGAAGCUGCCAAGUGUUACCCCAAAGAUACUAAAAGAAAUCAGAAAGUGUAAAAAUGUCGAGUACUUCGCAGAAGCACAGGAAUUUCGUGGCGGAGCCAAUGGGAGAGAAGUCGGUGACAGAAUUGGCGGGCGUCGGAGAUGUUCUGGGGAAGCGUCUCGAGGAAGCUGGAUUUGACAAGGCCUACUCCGUGUUGGGGCAGUAUUUGAUUCUCAAGAAGGACUCAGAACUCUUCAAAGAAUGGAUGAAAGACAUCUGCAAUGCAAACGCGAAACAAGCUGCUGACUGUUACCAAUGUCUCAAUGAUUGGUGUGAAGAGUUCUUGUAAAAAUUUAAAUGUUUUCUUUUCAUUCUCUUUGUAAAACUCAUUUUAUAAUCUUUAAUAUACCUGACGAUAAAAUUUGUUGAAUCUUCCUAUAAAAAAGGAUCUAAAUGUAUCAAAAAAAAAGUUUCUAGAUGUUCAGCACCGGAAAUUAAUUACAAAAUGGACUAUUUUUAAUAGAAAAAAAAAUAAAUAAAAAAGCUUUAUAGUAAAA